Messenger RNA from Durusdinium trenchii, 1943 nucleotides. Lineage: Eukaryota; Dinophyceae; Suessiales; Symbiodiniaceae. The record is from the annotation of a GenBank genome assembly.
GAUAUUCCAUCGGAGUGGCGCGGUCAUGAACCUGAUGCUAUCUGAAAGUAGGCCUAGGUGCAGAUGGCGCACAUUGCCAGCAAGCUUCCGCAGUCGGCAGGCGCAGGGCAUCUCACCCACCUUGUCAUUCCAUCCCAUCCCUGCCGCCCGCUGCUGACAUUUUGUUGUUCAUUGCUGACUUCUUAAUUUGUUUUUCGCUGAGAGUGAUUGCUUUCGGCUCAAGCCAUGCCAAAGAAGGGAGCUAAGGCGAAGGAGGACGAGCCACCUCCACCAGACCCUCCUGAGGAAGAGGAGGAGGAGCCUGCAAAACGGAAGGCAUGGGUCUAUGGCAUCAACAAUCAUGUUGAGCGCCUUAGCCCUGAGGUAGUGCAGGCUUUCCGUGCGAAUGGCCACCUGCGAGACGACUAUGCCUUGCUUUGUGGCCAGCUGGGCUUGGUGGGUCAUCAUGAGCUGAUGCCCAGCGCCAAGGGCCUGCCGCCCCCGAAAGAGUUGAAUCUGCAAAGCUGCUUGUUGGAUCGCGCCUCUGUGCUGAUGCUCCAGGUAGUCUUACCAAGUUCUUUGCACUUGUCCUCGCUGCGCCUGAGUGGCUGCGCUUUGGACGUGGAGCUGCUGACGCUGCUGCGCCAAGCCUUCACGAGCGAAACUGCCGUGCAAACCCUCCAUGUGGAGUGGAACCGCGUGGAGCUGCCCCUGGAGGAGUCAAGCCGUGCUACAGUGAAAGAAGCCCAUCAUUGGUCCGAGAUCGACGAGGCUGAGCGUCAGCUGGAACACCGUCGUGCUCGAAGAUCUUUGGUAAGCUUCCGGGAUGAGUUGGAGAUGCUCCAAGGAGACAGUAUCCAGAAAGCAAUCCAGCAGCUUUCCGAGAAGGUGGUGCCUGGCCGGCCAAGUACUGCAAGAAUUUGGCCCAUGGAUUUGCAGACCUGGAUAUCAAUUUUCUAUGAUACCUUCCACAUGGAUGUCUUAGAUUGUGAGCCGAUUUUCAACAUCCUAGACUCCGACCACGGUGCAGGAGAUGGCCUCGUGCCUCUUGCAAAACUGCAGGAGGUGCUGGAAGCCCUGCCAAGAGACGAGAUAUCCACUGAAGAGAGGCUCAUUCCUCCAGCUCAGCCGCCCGAAUUCUCGGAUGAGAUUGGCAAUGCCUUUGCCGCUUUUCUGGACAAAACAAGUCCUUUGGAGAUGUUGUCCUUCAGGUGUUGCAACCUCAGCCGGCCAGAAGUGCAGGCCAUCAGCGCAGCCUUAGCGUCACCAUCGCCGCAUUUGAGGGCACUGAAUCUUUGGGGAAACAAGAUUUGUGACCGCAGUGUCAAGUACCUCGCAGAGGCUCUUGAGUUCAACUUUGGUUUGCAAUUCCUAGGGCUCGGGAGAAAUUAUGUCACCCAUGUGGGCCUGCAAAUUCUUUGCCAAGUUCUGGGUGUGACCCACCUCACUGACAAGGCAGUGGCGGACAAGAUCUUGAAGAGUCUGAAGGCAACUCACAGGAGUUCGAAAAGAAGAAGAAAGCUUUCGGAGCACCACCGAAGGAUGGAAAUGGAAGAGAGCGCUACUGGCCAGCCCCCCAUUUGGACACUUGUGAGGAACUCAAGGAUGAUGCAGGUGCUUCCUUUUGGAUUUGGACCAGAAACACUACGCUGCAGACCUUGAACCUGGAAGACAAUCCCAUUCGCGAUGCCGACGCUGUCGAGAGCCUUCAGCCCUACGGCACGGGCGCUUUGAUUCUCAGAUCUACACCCUGUGCCCCCACGCUGCUGGACAGACAGCAAGCGCUGCAAACGCAGCAAGCCCAGCAAGCAGCAGAGGCAGAACAAGGGGAAGAGCCUAAGAAAGGCUGGAGACUGGUUCUGACAUGAGCGGCAGCCAAAGACCACAUACAAAGUGCUAGACCAGAUAGACUGUUUUUGACAAAUCCGGUUGGCUUCACAGUUGUAGGAGAUGUGAUAAAUGAG